CGGAUAUGGUUGGUCCGCCAUAAUCGUGUGGGUCUGUGCUUGUGUGGUUGGGGUGUAUUGCCGGUGCCAACCAUUAUUUUUAAUUAGUAGUAAGUUAUGCGUAUGAAUCCAGACAUGGACGAUGAUGAGAAGGGAAAACUGUUCGUGGGCGGGCUAUCAUGGGAGACGUCGCAGGAGAACUUGCAGCGCUACUUCUCGCGCUACGGCGACGUGAUCGACUGCGUCGUGAUGAAGAACAGCGAGUCGGGCCGCUCCCGGGGCUUCGGCUUCGUCACCUUCGCGGAACCGUCGCUUGUCAAUGUAGUGCUGCAGAACGGGCCUCACCAGUUGGACGGCAGAACCAUCGACCCGAAGCCGUGCAACCCUCGCACCCUGCAGAAGCCGAAGCGCGGCGGCGGCUACCCCAAGGUGUUCCUCGGCGGCCUGCCCUCCAACAUCACGGAGACCGACCUGCGCGUGUUCUUCGGCCGCUACGGCAAGGUCAUGGAGGUCGUCAUCAUGUACGACCAGGAGAAGAAGAAGUCCAGAGGCUUCGGAUUCCUGUCGUUCGAGGAGGAGAUGUCCGUUGAGAGGGUCACCCAGGAGCACUUCAUCAACCUCAACGGGAAACAGGUGGAGAUCAAGCGCGCGGAGCCGCGCGACGGGUCGGGCAAGCUGGGCUCGGGCGGCAUGGGCGGCGGCAUGAGCGCGCCCGGCGACGCGCCCGCCGGCCAGUGGGGGCCGCCCGCCGCCGCGCCCAUCAACAUGAUCCAGGGCCACAACGGCCAGAUGGGCGGCCCGCCCAUCAACAUGCCCAUGGCCGGGCCCAACAUCAUGCAGGGGUACCAGGGCUGGGGCACGUCGCCGGGCCAGACGUCGUACGCGGGCUACGGCGCGGCGGGCGGCGCGGCCGGCCCCGGCUCCUACCAGGGCUGGGGCGCGCCGCCGCAGCAGGCCCCGCCCCACGCGCCCGCCUGGCCCGCCAACAACAACUACUCCCAGCACACGCAGCCGCCCGCGCAGGGCUACGGCAGCUACGGCUCGUACGUGCCGCUGUCGGAGGGCGGCGAGAUGUACGGGCGCUCGGGCGGCGGCGCCGCGCCCGCGCUCGCCGGCGCGCUGUCCUCCGCCGCCGCGCUCUCCAAGUCCUCCUCCGCCGACUACUCCUCCUACCAGCAGUACCCGCCCGCCUACCAGCAGGACCAGGGCUCGUCGUACGGCGGCGCGGCGCGCGCCUACAGCUCCGAGUACCACGCGCCGCCCGCGCAGCAGCCAGAGGGCGACGGCGUCGGCAGCUCGGCCGGCAGCCCCAAGUUCAUGGCCGGGCCGCUGAGCGACUGCGCGCCGCCCCAGGUGCCCAUGAUAUACUGUGGUGCCAUGGUGUCCCCCCAACAGUCGUUUUGUAACGUCUCCGACAUCUCUGCGUCCGCCUCAGGUGAGGACUACGAGUAUACUGGCGGGUCGGGGGACGGCUGCCCGCGCUCGGCCAAGCGCGGCUACCACGGCGCCGGCUCGGGCUCCGCCGCCGCCUCGUACCAUCCCUAUCGGCGUUAACGAGUGACCCCCGCAUCGAGUGCUGGUAUACAAUCAACUGACAACUGCUUGCGAAACUUCCUUUACCAUUCUUACUCUUUAGGUCGAGUUUGCACUAGAGAAGUGCGAGGAUGCGUCGCGUGGGAUGCGUUUAGAACCUAUAGAAUCACUCCAUUCUCAGCGCAGCUCUAGUGGUCAAUAUUCUAUUGAUUCUUACCAAAUAUCCCCGCACAGCUUGCACGGCUCUGGUGAGAACGCAUCCUUGAGCACUUAUUACAUCUACACGUUGGGCACUUGCGAAAGGGAGCCGGUAUCUAUGGAUGUCCGAUGACCGGGCUGAGUUUUCCGUUUCACAAAAUAUCAGAACAUCGUUAGCAAUGUUUGAAACAUUUAAACUUAACUAGAAAUGUCGAUUGUGGAAGUAAUUUAUAUUUAUUUUUAAGUAUAUUGGUAACGGAGUCCUAAUAUUACCUGGAUCGGAAAACUGCUGUUAUUGCUAACUAUAAGGUGGUAGCACCCGUUGACUCCCCCCCCCCCUCCUUUCGCAAGGGCUCAGUAAUUAGCUUAGACUGGGGUUAAGGUAAGGGCCAUGGCCAGACCUCUUUAUUUUUCUCGGUUUGUAGUCUGGAGACCCCUACUUAAAACCACUAGUUCCAAAAUUAAGUUCAACAAGACGUUUUUUUUUUUGCAUCAAUUGAUUAAGUAUUUUUUUCUGGACAAAUUGAUAUUUACGUCAUGUUUAACUGUUAUAUUGUCCAUAGAAAUGUAAACGGUUAUUUCAAAUCUUCAUCUGUAUUCAUCAGCAUGCAGUUUACAGUAUCUAAUUGUCAGGCAGUUGUCAAUUUACUGAACUUGUAAAAUAUUAUUGUACCUUACUUUCAAUGAAGGCAAUCAUUGUGUUUGUAAAUGUUGUUUAAAUGGGCUGAAGUAUAUAAGGAGGUUCAAUACAAACUAAAUUAUUUUGACGAUUCUGUCUGUUGAUGAAGAUGUACCUAAUGUUCCGUGCUGACCCCAUAUAUUUAAUGAAAUUGUGCAUAUGUUUAGAACGAAAACGCAAUUGAAGCCUGAUCUUAUAUACUUCUUGUCUCGUACUUUUAAGUUAGUUUAGUUUUUUUUGGACAUACAUUUGUGUAGCGUGGGUGGGAUGACUCGAUCCAGUGAAUGUUUAAACACAUACCGAAUCUUGUAUACUUUAGUAUUGUUAUAUAAAGAUAUUUCCUGUAAGCAGACACUAUUUUUGCGAUGUAUUUAAAGCAAUAGGGAGUUUGUGGGAUCAUCACUUGGUGACGUCACGGUUAAAUGUUUUGGGCGUUUAAUGUUGCCAAGAAAUGUUGAAUGAAUCGGUAUUUUUUCUAUACAUAUUACUUGUAGAUUUAAAAGUAACCAUAUCCAUGGUUUACAAAUUAUUUGUAAUUGUUGCAUCUAUCUGAAAUGCAUGUUCUAACGUAAGUAAAUCGCCUAAGAAUCGUGUCCAAUGGACUGGCCAAGCUAGGAAUGCAUUUAUUGAUAAAAAGACACAUCAUUAAUACCUAAUGUUCCAAGUUCCAAUGACAUGAAAUAUCUAUUACUUAUUCCGUUUUCCGAUGUCAUUUGGCGGACGACAAACAAAUGGUACCUAAGAUCGAUAAUUGGUGUCAAAUCAGAUGUGUCCUGUGACGAAGCACUGGGUUCCCUUGUGUAUUUCUUGUAUUUACAAUAAAAGUAAUAAGUAAUUAUAAGUUUUAUUUAAAAUCACUGGCAGUAGACUGGCGGGCUCGGGCCCGCGCUCCUCGACGACGGGUAUAAAUAACUAGACGAUAUUUUUUUAUAAUAAUCCUUUUAUUUUUGAAUCAUUUUAAACUACAUUUUAUACAACGCGCGUAGGUAGGCCUUGUGAAUAUAUUUAAAUACUGUACGAAUAAAUUUUAAAAACAUCGGUAAGCAUGUAAUUAAAAUUAAUGUUUAUAUUUAUAUCGAUGUAAUAUAAAAUAGAUUUAAUGUACAUUAUCAUAAAGUUCUUAAUUAAUUUAAUAGACUUCGGACACGUGAACAGGCAUAGAGAUUACUGAGAUUUAUAAUAUAGAAAUUACUAGAUAUACUUUAAUAUUAUGCACUAAUAAAAUGAAGAGGAUUAACACUUAGCAGCCAGGGUUACGUUACGUUAGAUUAGCACUUCUGGACCACGCCACGGAGUAGGUAGCACUUCUGGACCACGCCACGGAGUAGUUAGCACUUCUGGACCACGCCACGGAGUAGUUAGCCACCUACACUAAUUUUACACUUAAUUCUAAGUAUUCUAUUUUGGCUUAGAUUUUUUAUAAUUAUAAAAACAUGUUCUUGCAAUAGAGUAAUAGAAUACGAAAAUUCUUAUGUAUAAUCUGAAUAAAUUAUGUAAAGAGAA
Messenger RNA from Cydia pomonella (codling moth), 3892 nucleotides. RefSeq names its product heterogeneous nuclear ribonucleoprotein 27C (gene Hrb27C). Gene Ontology annotation, cellular component: cytoplasm. The record is from RefSeq and is a predicted model, not a curated record. Gene Ontology annotation, molecular function: RNA binding. The coding region runs from base 97 to 1533 and encodes 478 amino acids. The transcript has 11 exons. NCBI's taxonomy places the organism in Eukaryota, Metazoa, Arthropoda, Insecta, Lepidoptera, Tortricidae.